This is a messenger RNA of Phascolarctos cinereus (koala), 5416 nucleotides long. It is a transcript of the gene MNT, whose product is annotated as MAX network transcriptional repressor. The record is from RefSeq and is a predicted model, not a curated record. Lineage: Eukaryota; Metazoa; Chordata; Mammalia; Diprotodontia; Phascolarctidae. Gene Ontology annotation, biological process: regulation of transcription by RNA polymerase II. Gene Ontology annotation, molecular function: RNA polymerase II cis-regulatory region sequence-specific DNA binding; protein dimerization activity; DNA-binding transcription factor activity, RNA polymerase II-specific.
GGGAGGGGCGGGAGGGAGGUGGCGCCGCCUCGGGGGGGUUCUAGGGCUGCACCCAAGCAUUUUUUCCAUUUUUAUUUUUUUGCAACUCCCAUUUUUGGGGGCCGCUUUUGGGGAGCAUCUUUCCCGCGAUCCCCCGGCUGAGUGCCCUGCGGCCCCCCAGGUCCGCCUGCCCGGUUGGCCGAAGCCCCCCGAGGCCCGCCCGCCCGCCUGCCCCGCGGCGCGCCCCCGCCGCCCGAGCGAUGAGCAUUGAGACGCUUCUGGAGGCGGCCCGCUUCCUGGAAUGGCAAGCGCAGCAACAACAGAGAGCACGUGAGGAACAUGAGAAACAUCGGUUGGAGCGGGAGCGGGAGCAGAAGGCCAACGCCACGAGGGUUAAUCAUAUGCUGCCCCCUGAAGAACCCCGGAUUGAGGCCCCCCCGCUUCCCUUGUCCCCUCCAGCUCCACCACCUGCCCCCCCACCCCCUCUGGCCACCCCAGUGACUGUCAUCCCCAUCCCUGUGGUGACAGGCUCCCCACAGCCAAUGUGCCCCCCACCCCCCUUACCCUUGCCCCCUGCCCAGCCGCUAACCCUAGCCCCACGCCAGCCAGCCUUGGUCAGCGCACCUGGACUCAGUAUCAAGGACCCCAUCCCCCCACUCCCCAGGCCACCAGCCACUGCCACCCCACUCCUGCCGGACUCGAAGGGCACCGCCGCACCUACAGGCAGCCCCAAACCCCUGCAGCCCUUCCCCACACCCAUCCUGACCAUCGCCCAGCACCACGUGGUCCAGCAACCCAUUCAGCCUCAGCUGCCACCCCCGCAGCCACCUCCACCAGCCACACUGGCUGCUCUGAAGUUGGCGCCUGCUGAGGAGGUGAAGCACAGCGAGCAGAAGAAGCGGCCAGGGGGGAUCGGGACCAGGGAAGUUCACAACAAAUUGGAGAAGAACAGGCGGGCCCAUCUGAAGGAAUGCUUUGAGACUCUGAAACGGAACAUCCCCAAUGUGGAUGAUAAGAAAACGUCCAAUCUAAGUGUCCUCCGCAGUGCCCUGAGAUACAUUCAGACGCUGAAACGGAAGGAGAAGGAGUACGAACAUGAGAUGGAGCGGCUGGCCCGGGAGAAGAUCGCCACACAGCAGCAGCUGACAGAGCUGAAGCGCGAGCUGAGCCAGUGGAUGGACGCGCUGGAGAUGGAGCGGGUGCUGCGGCAGGCAGGGCAGCCCGAGGACGACCAGGCCUCCACCUCCACUGCGUCAGAAGGCGAGGACAACAUAGAUGAAGACAUGGAGGAUGACCGGUCAGCCGUGGGGCUGCCCAGGCUGAGCCAGCGGCCACAACCUGAGCUCCUGAAACCAGCUCCCCUGCCUCCUGGCACGGCCCCUGCUGCUCCGGCCCCUCCCUCCCACCCUGCGGCUCUGCAGCAGAAGCCCCCCCCUGCAGCAGCAGCCGCCCAGACCCUGGUGCCAGCCCCCGCCCACCUCGUGGCCACGGCGGGAGGGGGCUCGACGGUCAUCGCUCACACGGCCACCACCCACGCCUCAGUCAUCCAGACUGUGAACCAUGUGCUUCAGGGCCCGGGGGGCAAGCACAUUGCCCACAUCGCCCCCUCGGCCCCCAGCCCCGUGCAGCUGGCGCCCGCCACACCCCCCAUUGGCCACAUUACUGUCCACCCUGCGGCCCUCAACCACGUGGCCCACCUGGGCUCCCAGCUGCCCCUGUACCCACAGCCGGUGGCCGUGAGCCACAUCGCCCACACCCUCUCCCACCAGCAAGUCAAUGGCACGGGUGGUCUGGGGCCGCCAGCCACGGUCAUGGCCAAGCCGGCUGUGGGUGCCCAGGUGGUCCAUCACCCUCAGCUAGUGGGCCAGACGGUCCUAAAUCCAGUGACCAUGGUCACCAUGCCAUCCUUCCCCGUCAGCACCCUGAAGCUGGCCUGAAGGGGGUGCCACUUGGAGGUCCCUGGCACCACCCCCACCAAGCAGCUCCUCACAUUCCAGCCCGGCUCCCUCCCCUGCCCUCAGGAGAAGGGCAGAGUGCAGAGACUAAGCCCAGAGGGAGAAGAGAAAGGAUGGGGGCAGGCCCUGCUCCCGACUCUGAGCUGGGCCAGAAGGGCACCGGGGAAAAGGCCUGGCCCUGCUGCAUUUGGACUUGACAAAAAACCCAAGAGACACUUUGGUGAGCGUGGUCCCUGUGGCUCUGGUGGCUGCCUCGAUUUCCGUUCUCGUCCCAUUCUGUCCCUGCCUCGCCUCCCCUCGGUGUAAUCAGUGAGCUGUGGAUGUGAUGUACUUGGUUUUCGUCCCUUGUCCCUCCCUCUUUCCCGUCCCCCCUCAUGUGCUGCUGAUGCUGCUAUUGCUCUGGAGGGUGAGGCGGCUGAGCUCUGGGGGCCCUCCCCCCCCCACCCCCCGGGGGGGGGCUCUCUAGCCAGGCCUGGGCCAGGGUUGUGCUGUGGAGGUCAUUUUGUCCAGAUAACCAUUACGUGGAGAUCUGGGGUGGGGGCUGCUGUGAACACAGUGAUGGGAAGCAGACGGUUCAGUGGGCCAGAGGAGCUGGGUGGGAUAUGGGCCCCAAUAUCUGGGGGUGCCCCCAACACCCUUUCCCUCAGCCCACACUACAGUCUGAUUGAUCCAUCUGAGGUCACUGUGAUUUGUUACAGUAGAAACUAUUUAAGACAAUUCUCUACUAAUAAUAAACCAAAUGAAAGAGAAAACCAGGGAGAUUCCCGUGGGGGUUUAUUGCUGGUGUGUUCUUCUGCCCCCCACUCCACUUCCCAAACCCCUGACCCCUGCUCUUGAGGAAGAUACAGUGACUGACUGACCUUAGGAUGCCAGACUGACUUGGGGUCUCUGGGGUGGGCCCUGUAUAGUCCCUAUGGAUCUGGGCCUCCCUAGCCCUGGUGUGGGUGGAGAUUCAGAGAUACAGCCCGAGAGCUCGUCCCUGGACCUGGAUCCUUCCCUUCUCUCCGGUCUCCUCUGGGCCCUCUCCCCCAGACAGAUCCUUUCAGGGAUAGGGAAGAGAGAAGGAGCAUGGGAGGAGGGAGGCCAGGGUCUGGAUCCACAGCUGGGAGUGAAGAGGCUCCGCACCUCCCGAGUCCCCUCUCCUUCCCUCUGCUCCGAUAUGUGCAGUUGUAACUGGUGGACACGUGUGCAUGUGUGUGUCUGUGCAUGCUCAGUCUGUGUGCAUAUGUCCGUGUGCAGGUAUGCGUGUGUGUUUCUUGGUGCUCCCCCUCCCCCGCAUUGAAUUUGAGGAAGGGCUUUGUGGUUUGGGUUCUGGGGUCCUGGGGUCCUAGAUUCUUCUCUGGGCUGAGUUUAGGAGACCCUUUGGCCAGAUGGUGACGACCAUGGGGAGGUGACGCUGCAAUGAUGACCCCACUCCCAGCUCUUACAUAGGUGCAAGAGUCCUAGGUCCUGGGAAGGACUGGGGAUCACAUCAGAAACUGGCCUUUUUGACAUUAAGACUAAAUAAUGGGCAGUGACUGUAGCCUGGACCCUCCGUUUCCUUCUCUGGUUCUCCUCUUGUACCUUCCUGCACCCUGCUUUCUUUCACCUCUCUGGUUUACUUUUGAUGCUUCGGACUGAGCCUGGGGAACAGUCACUUUAGCAUCCUGCUGCCUCAGUUUCUCCCUGAGGAUGGCUCUCAGGCAUUCCUCCAGAGGGGAAAGAAGGGGAAAGAGCUUGCCCAGACCUCUGCCCUGUCCCCCCCAACCCCAGCUCCCAAAGAGCUAGGGCUAGGAAUGGGGCUUAGGAUGGGGGAGGGAGGGGCCUGCUUCCCCCAGCCCUCCCCACUAGUGAGUCUACCUUGGACUAGCUUUGGUUUCUCGUCUCUUUUCACAUAGUUAUUACAAGUGACCUUGUGUAAAACACAUGCGCAUACAUGUACACUCAGAUACCCAUUUAGGCACAUCUAUAUUCAUAUACUAGUUGCCUUCAUGGGAGCUGUUUGGCAAGGUAUCCUAAGGAUAGAGUCCAGCACCAGGCAUGUGCCCUUGGGGAGAAGGCACUGUAGGGAGGCCUUAGGCCCCCUACGUUUUAUGGAGGCUGUGUUGGCUAGGUAUGGUGUCUUGGGUGUCAGGUCAGAAGAAUGGGCAAUGCAAUCACCUCAAAGACCCCAAAGUGGAUCUGCCUGGAAGGCAGCCCUAAUUGCUUCCAGACCCCCUUUCAGUUCCCUCUUUGGACUGGGAGAUUUUAGGCAGUUCCUUCCUCUGCCUUUUGGGGAAUGUACAGGCAGGCCGUUCCAUUCAGUGCCUGGCCUUGGGAGAGAGGCUGGCCUAGAUGGUACCAGCACACAUUACUCAUGCCCAGCUUCCCUCCUGGCUGUAGCCUCCGCCCGGUGGCCUCCACCCCGAGUCCUUAGCUCCACUUUGUCCUCUGUGGGGCAGCCUUGUAGGCAGUAGGCCCUUGGGGGCGGGGCGGGGCAGGGUGGGAGGGUAUGGAGGCAGAGGUGGCUCUGUCGAGAGAGUUGGAUGGGGAGACUUGGCUCUCCGGCCUCUCCUCUCCUCCUUCCCUUCCCCCUCUGUCAGCCAUGUCAGCCACGCCAGCCACGCAGCACUCAUGGCCAGACGAGAAUGGAAUCGAAAUUGUGCCUCCCCCCACUCUCUGGGGUUUGUGCCCAGAUACUUAUCCAGCCCGCAAGGCACUUGGGGCGGGCGGGGGUCUGUGUCGUGCCAACUGUGUCCUGAGUGGCUCUGGUGGGUGUCCUUGGUGUUGUGUUCUGUUGUUUCCUGGUGAACGCUGUGAUGCUGUACCACUGGGGGCUGUUGUCCCCCUGCUUCCCCAGCCUCAUCCUUGUGGAGUAUCUCCUUCAGCAGCCACCAGGCCUAGCCCUGGCCCUCCCCGCCCCACCCUUGGGGAUACUGAGCCCUGCCUUUCUCCCCAGACCUUCUGACUUGGGACACACACACAUACACACUCACACAGACGCCCACAGACACUCACACAUCUUACCUCUCAUGCUUAUUUUAUUUUUUUAUGUUCUCUAAGUGACUCACUGGCUGGGAGUCUUUACCUCGAUGGGCUCGGGUCCUCAGGGGGCUGGGGAGGAGGGGCCAGUGGGCAGGGUGAGCACAGUGGGGUGCUUUGGGGGCCACACUUAGGCCCUGCCCUCUCCAGGAUGAGCCCCCCGUCCCUCCUCAGGGUGCACCCCCCCUCCCCAAAGAGGUGGCCCUUGUUUACAGUGAGGACUCGGUCACUGUGUCUCUGUUUCCGGAUAUCUGAACCCUCAAGACCCCGGACUGUAGAGAUUUUUAUGUGUUUGGAUACAUCUGCUGUGUGAAAAAAAUCAAACAAAAAAACCCUACAAAAACCCUAAUUUUGUACAUAUUGUAUUUUUACUAUUGAGCUGUAUUCUAGUGGCUGUUCAUGCUCUAAGACUUUAGGUAUCGGGACAUGAAUACUCCCCAUGUAAAAGCACUUGCCUGGAAUAAAACAAUGAAACAAAUAAA